Lachnellula hyalina is the source of this 1044-nucleotide messenger RNA. RefSeq names its product putative endo-beta-1,4-glucanase B. Gene Ontology annotation, molecular function: hydrolase activity, hydrolyzing O-glycosyl compounds. Gene Ontology annotation, biological process: glucan catabolic process. The record is from RefSeq and is a predicted model, not a curated record. NCBI's taxonomy places the organism in Eukaryota, Fungi, Ascomycota, Leotiomycetes, Helotiales, Lachnaceae. The transcript is spliced from 3 exons. The coding region runs from base 1 to 1044 and encodes 347 amino acids.
AUGCGUUUUUCUUCUCUACUUCUCGGUGCCGUAGCAUUGGCUUUCUCUGGCGCUUUUGCAGCUCCUGCUGCCAAUACCGACCCAGCUUCUAACGAGCGCAAUGUCAGUACCAACAAGAAGCGGUCGAACUUUUGGUUUGCAGGUGUCAAUGAAUCUGGCGCCGAGUUUGGGAGUACCAAUCUUCCCGGAACCAAAGGCACAGAUUAUACAUGGCCGUUAACAUCAUCCGUCGAUACUCUAAUGGCAAAGGGAUUCAACAUCUUUCGCAUCCCUUUCCUGAUGGAGCGUCUCGUCCCGGGCUCUCUGACCAGCAGCGUGAACGCCGCCUACCUCGCCGACAUGCAAGCCCUCGUAAGCCACAUCACGAGCAAGGGCGGGUACGCCGCCAUCUGCGCGCAGAACUUCGGCCGGUACUACAGCAGCAUCAUCACGGACACGGCGGGCUUCACGGCCUUCUGGCACACGGUCGCCAGCGAAUUCGCAUCCGACGCGCACGUCAUCUUCGACACCAACAACGAGUACCACGACAUGGACAACACGCUCGUCGGCGCCCUCAACCAGGCGGCCAUCAACGGCAUCCGCGCAGCCGGCGCAACCGCCCAGACCAUCUUCGUAGAGGGGAACUCGUACACCGGUGCCUGGACGUGGGUCUCGUCCGGUACAUCGACCGCCAUGGCUGCGCUCACAGACCCGAAUGACAAUAUCAUCUACGAGAUGCAUCAGUAUCUCGACAGCGACGGCUCGGGUACCAGCUCCACCUGUGUGAGCACCAGCAUUGGGGUGGAGAGGCUGCAGGCUGCCACGGCGUGGUGCAAGAGUGCGGGGAAGAACUGUAUCCUGGGGGAGACGGCCGCCGGGUCGAAUAGUCAGUGUAUCAGUGCCCUAAGUAACAUGCUGGCCUAUAUGGAGACCAAUAACGACGUAUGGAGAGGCUGGUUGUUGUGGGGAGGUGGGCCGUGGUGGGGGGACUAUAUCUUCUCUGUUGAACCGCCGUCCGGGACACAGUAUACAGGUGUUGUGCCCUCCAUCACCCAGUAUAUCUGA